Messenger RNA from Acanthamoeba castellanii str. Neff, 1308 nucleotides. Its product is annotated as encystationmediating serine proteinase. Gene Ontology annotation, molecular function: serine-type endopeptidase activity. Gene Ontology annotation, biological process: proteolysis. The record is from RefSeq and is a predicted model, not a curated record. The transcript is spliced from 8 exons. Lineage: Eukaryota; Discosea; Longamoebia; Acanthamoebidae. The coding region runs from base 1 to 1308 and encodes 435 amino acids.
AUGCAACGAGCCUCCUGUCUCUUCCUCUUCUUCGUCCUCUUUGCCCAAGCCGCAUGGGGAUUUCAGCUGGCCCCGCUGCACGUGGCUGCCGAUCCUUCCCAGAGAGUCGAGGGCGAGUACCUCGUCCUCCUACGCGAGGGCCUUAGCCGACCCCUCUGGCUUCACCGGUCAGUCGAGACGCAGGUGGCGAGCCUGCGCGCGGCCCUGUACGCCGCGGCUGACGGCAGUGAGCUGAAGCACGUGUUCGCCAUCGGUCCCGACUUUCGCGCUUUGCACCUCAAACUCAGCCCCAGGCUUCUCGACAUGGUGAGGCGACAUCCCGAUGUGGCUCUCGUUGAAGAGAACCAGGUGGUUCGCACGAGCGAAACCUGUCGACAACAGAAGGACGUCCCUUGGAAUCUGGGUCGCAUUGACACGCAUGAGCUGGCGCGGGUGGACGACGACUACUCGUACGGCUUUACCGGCCGGGGUGUUGACGUCUUCAUCAUCGACACGGGCAUCUUGACGAGCCACGUCGAGUUCGGAGGCAGAGCCGAGUGGGGCGCCAACUUUGGCGACCAGAGCGACUUUGAUUGCAACGGCCAUGGCACGCAUGUCGCGGGCAUCGUGGCCGGCCAUCGCUAUGGCGUAGCCAAGAACGCCACCGUCAUCGCCGUUAAGGUGCUGGGCUGCGCUGGCGCGGGCUCGUGGGACGCCGUGAUCUCCGGCGUGCAGUGGACCGCGGAGCAGGCCAAGAAGCGCGGCAGGCCCGCGGUGGCCAACAUGUCCCUUAGCGGCGGCAAGAGUCCAACCGCCAACGCCGCCGUAGCCGCGGCGGUGGCCCUGGGCGUGACAAUCAGCGUAGCGGCGGGCAACGAGUUCUCAGACGCGUGCACCAGGUCGCCGGCCAUGGUACCCACCGUGCUCACCGUGGCCGCCACCUACGUGGCCGACGAGAACGAGACGGCGACGGCAACCACGGUCCGGCGGGACCGGCGCGCCGACUUCUCCAACUACGGCACCUGCGUGAACAUCGCGGCGCCGGGCAAGGACAUCCGAUCGGCGUGGAUCAACGACGGCGGCGGCAAGCCGGAUGCCACCUACUACACCCUGUCGGGCACGUCGAUGGCCAGCCCGCACGUGGCUGGCGUGGCGGCGCUGGUCCUGAGCCGGUUCCCGGAGGAGCAGUUGACGCCGCGCGAGGUGGGCGCGUACCUCCGCAAGCACGCCACGAACGGGGUGAUCGACCUUGCGUGUGAGGAGGCCGCCCCGGACGACGAGCCGGCAUGCCGCGCCACCCCAAACAAGCUCCUGUUCACCAACUGCUAA